Messenger RNA from Malania oleifera, 498 nucleotides. RefSeq lists its product as uncharacterized. The record is from RefSeq and is a predicted model, not a curated record. Lineage: Eukaryota; Viridiplantae; Streptophyta; Magnoliopsida; Santalales; Ximeniaceae. Bases 1 to 498 code for a protein of 165 amino acids. The transcript is spliced from 2 exons.
AUGAGCAAGGCCUUUCCUGUUCGAGAUCUUGGCAAUUUAUCUUUCUUUUUUGGUCUGGAGAUUGAUCACACUACGGCUGGACUGUUCAUCUCCCAACGAAAAUACAUCAACAACCUCCUCACCCACAGCAACAUGCUCCAAUGCAAACCCAUGUCCUCACCUAUGGCUGCUUCACUCAAGCUCUCCAAAUUUGAUUCACCUGACUUUGAUGAUCCAGCCCUCUACAGAAGUCUCAUUGGAGGUCUUCAAUACCUCAACUUCACUCGGCCAAAUAUCUCCUUUGCAGUGAACAAACUUUGCCCUAUUCUUCAAGCUUAUUAUGAUGCCGAUUGGUGUGGCUGUCCGGAUGAUCGUCAAUCAACAAGUGGCUUUUGCAUUUUUCUUGGCAACCAUCUCAUCUCAUGGAGCUCUAAGAAACAAAAAUUUGUGGCUAGAUCAUUUACUAAGGCUGAAUACAAAUCCUUGGCAUCCUCUGUCACUGAGCUAAUUUGGCUCUAA